AUGGACGCCUUCACGCCCAGCAUGUCCGAGCGGUCCCUCCAACCACGCGAAUCACCGCCAAACCUGCGCAACGAGAACGAAACGGAGAUAUCGUACCUGAGCAAUUUGAUAGAAAGUACCUCAUCUCCCUCCCACCAAACACACCCCCAUGCUAAAUCGUCAGCACUCGCCUGGAUUCUCUUCCCAGCCAAGCACCCCACCUGCGUGCUAGGUCGUCAUCCCAAACCACCCGAUAGCGAGAGUAAAUUCUGCGCGUCGCUGUACAGCAUGGGGAAGGGUGGGGUUAAGUGUUUGGAUAUUGGGCCUGAGAUGGGGGAGUCGAGAUGCAAAGUGUUGGGGAAACUGCUGGUUCUUGUUGAGGUGGAGGUUGGGCGGAUGAUGUUGAAGGAUGCUAGGAGGGCGGGGGGUGGGGGGUGA
Molecule: messenger RNA, 417 nt
Organism: Dothidotthia symphoricarpi CBS 119687
Lineage: Eukaryota; Fungi; Ascomycota; Dothideomycetes; Pleosporales; Dothidotthiaceae
Exons: 1
Coding region: 1-417 (138 amino acids)
Source: RefSeq, a predicted model, not a curated record